Messenger RNA from Desarmillaria tabescens, 1032 nucleotides. RefSeq lists its product as uncharacterized. The transcript has 4 exons. Lineage: Eukaryota; Fungi; Basidiomycota; Agaricomycetes; Agaricales; Physalacriaceae. The coding region runs from base 332 to 916 and encodes 194 amino acids. The record is from RefSeq and is a predicted model, not a curated record.
GGGCAGAGUCCAGACUAGAUUGGACGAAUGGAACGUGGAAUGGACAACACCGGACAACAACGACACUAUAUUAUCGUUGCCCUCGACAAACAAUGGUCCAAUAACGGUUCCCUUACCGUAUGCUGGGACUCUGACCUAUUAUGCUUACAUCCAGUUGCGUUCAUUUGACAGGAUUUUGGAUUCGUGGAUUGCGCAAGCUUCACAACUACAAUAUUGUGUCCACUCCAGGUGUCGUGGUCAUGAUGACGAGCUAUUUCUAAUAGACACACGGUUUACCCUUUGUGUUGGCCUGGAAGAGAGGUAUGACCCUUUUCGUCUCUGCAAUACGUUCAUGGCCGAAGACCAUCAUACGCUCUCAUUGUCAAUAAGCGCUCCUUCCAUUGAUUAUCAGACGAACAAGGUGUCUUUGCCUGUCUUGACAUGGCUCUAUGAUGCAGACUCAGAGAUGUCUUCAGUUGAAGCGGAGGAAGUUUUUGGUGUGAAGCUUUCUAAAGAUGAGAUAUUGUUCGGACUGGAUGUGUCUAAAACAUUGCUUACAACCGUACCCGAGUUGAACGCCGACUAUGGAUUCGACCCAGCCCGUGGUGGCGCAGACGUCUGCGAGUAUUUUGGGUGGCCAUUCGUGGAGAUCCUCGACGUUUCCACGGGAGAUUGGAUGCCUUUGAAUGAUACCGUAUCUGAGUUGGCAUCAGUCAUAUCAGAUGAUGGGUAUUGUACAUUGAACGACAAGACCGCCUCUUCACUGGGUAAUGCACUAGAGGGAGCACAUGUUGGCGAAGCAUCGACCGAGACAGAGAUCGCUACUGCUGUGCAAACCAGAGACUUGAAGUCGAGGCUUGGCUCAUGGGUGCUCAUUGCAAUGUUCAUUGUUAUCUGUGCUAUUCUGCUGUCCUUCAGCGUUCAUACCUACAUGUAGAUAUAGAUCCUGAUAAGUAUAUUUCAUUCAUAGUGUUACUUCACAGAACUGAGGUCAUACAACACUGGUACUACGUGCUGACUUGAUACACUCACUCUUUAAUACAGUUUUAUUAG